AUGCUCCUCAGGCUGCUCUCCCUGCUGCUGGUCGCCAAGCUGCACCUCGCCCUGGCCCAGCCGCCGGCACCUGCCGACGACGGAGCGCCGCCGCCCCCCGCUGCAGCCUCCCCGCCGCCCCGGCCCCGGCCCGGCCCUCCCCCCGGGCCGCCCCGCGGGGCCAGCGGCGUCGUGCGGCGCCUCGACCCGACCUACGCGGGGGGCGGCAAGGCGGGCUACGUUCUGUACGCCGGGGGCCAGCGCUUCCUCCUCGACCUGGAGAGGGACGAGGCGGUGGGGGCGCGGGCGCCGCGGGCCGGCGGGCCGCCGCGCUGCUACUACCGCGGCACGGUGGACGGCAGCCCGCGCUCCCUGGCCGUCUUCAACCUCUGCGGCGGCCUCGACGGCUUCUUCGCCGUGGGUCGCUCCCGCUACACCAUCAGGCCGGCACGGCGCGGCGGGGAGGCGGCCGGCCCGCGGAUCUACGGGGAGGGCCCGGCCCGCGUCCCGCACCUCUUCCGCAGGGAGCGCUUCAGCUUCGAGACGCUGCCGGCCCGCACCAGCUGCGAGACCCGCGACCCGGCGGCGGCGGCGGCCGCAGGGGAUCGCCGGCGGAGGCGGCGGCGUCGCUCCGUCUCCCGGGCCCGGCAGGUGGAGCUGCUGCUGGUGGCCGACGCCUCCAUGGUGCGCAAGUACGGGAAGGGGCUGCAGCACUACCUGCUCACCUUGUCCUCCAUCGCCUCCCGGCUCUACGCCCACGCCAGCUUGGAGAACCACGUCCGGCUGGCCGUGGUGAAGGUGGUGGCCCUGGGCGAGAAGGAGAAAGGCCUGGAAGUCAACAGGAACGCUGCCACCACUCUCAAGAACUUCUGCAAGUGGCAGCACCAGCACAACCGCCUCGACGAUGACCACGAUGAGCACUAUGAUGCCGCCAUCCUCUUCACCCGUGAGGAUUUAUGUGGGCAUCAUUCAUGUGAUACUCUGGGAAUGGCAGACGUUGGGACCAUAUGUUCUCCUGAGCGCAGCUGUGCAGUGAUUGAAGAUGAUGGCCUCCAUGCAGCUUUUACAGUGGCUCACGAAAUUGGUCAUUUGCUUGGGCUUUCCCAUGAUGACUCCAAAUUUUGUGAGGAGAACUUUGGCUCCAUGGAAGAUAAGCGCCUGAUGUCCUCCAUUCUGACUAGCAUUGAUUCUUCAAAACCCUGGUCCAAAUGCACUUCAGCAACUAUAACAGAAUUUUUCGAUGAUGGUCAUGGUAACUGUUUGCUGGACCAACCACGAAAGCAGAUCCUGGGCCCCGAGGAGCUUCCAGGACAAACCUACGAUGCUAUUCGUCAGUGCAAACUGGCGUUUGGACCUGAGUACACCGUGUGUCCCGGCAUGGAUGUGUGCUCUCGCCUCUGGUGUGCAGUUGUUCGCCAAGGUCAGAUGGUUUGUCUGACUAAGAAGCUGCCUGCUGUGGAGGGAACACCAUGUGGAAAAGGGAGGAUCUGCCUCCAGGGAAAAUGUGUUGACAAAACCAAGAAGAAAUACUACUCAGCUUCAAGCCACGGUAACUGGGGGUCGUGGGGACCUUGGGGCCAGUGUUCCCGUACAUGUGGCGGAGGAGUUCAGUUUGCGUAUCGUCACUGCAACAACCCGGCUCCCAGGAACAACGGCCGGUACUGCACGGGCAAGAGGGCCAUCUACCGCUCCUGCAACGUCGUGCCCUGCCCUGCCAACGCUAAAUCUUUUCGGCAAGAGCAGUGUGAAGCAAGGAAUGGCUUUCAGUCUGAUGCAAAGGGUGUCAAGACUUUUGUUGAAUGGGUCCCCAAGUAUGCUGGAGUACUUCCCGGAGAUGUUUGCAAGCUCACCUGCCGAGCCAAAGGAACUGGAUAUUACGUGGUAUUUUCUCAGAAGGUAACUGAUGGUACUGAAUGUCGACCGUACAGUAAUUCAGUCUGCGUCCGGGGAAAAUGCAUCCGAACUGGUUGUGAUGGCAUCAUCGGUUCAAAGCUCCAGUACGACAAGUGCGGGGUGUGCGGAGGAGACAAUUCCAGCUGUACAAAAGUCAUGGGAACCUUUACCAAAAAGAGCAAGGGCUACACAGACAUAGUGAAAAUCCCAGAAGGGGCAACUCACAUCAAAGUUCGGCAGUUCAAGACUAAGGACCAGAGCAGGUUCACUGCUUACCUGGCCCUGAAAAAGAAAAACGGUGAGUACCUUGUCAAUGGAAAAUACAUGAUCUCCACAUCAGAAACAAUCAUUGACAUCAACGGGACUGUCAUGAACUACAGCGGCUGGAGCCACAAAGAUGAUUUCUUGCACGCAAUGGGACACUCUGCCACAAAAGAAGUUCUUAUUGUGCAGAUACUCGCCACUGAUCCAACUCAACCGGUGGAUGUCCGCUACAGUUUCUUCGUGCCAAAGAAGCAAGGGCAAAUGACUAACUCUGUCUUCAGCAGUGGCAGCAGCAGCAGCAAAGUAACUCCACAGCUCACGCAACCCCGCUGGGUUACGGGGCCGUGGCUUUCAUGUUCUCGAACAUGCGACACAGGAUGGCACACCAGGACUGUCCAGUGCAAAGACGGGCAUGGAAAAUUAGCUAAGGGAUGUCUUCUCUCUCAGAGACCGUCAGCAUUUAAACAGUGCUUGUUGAAAAAGUGUUAACCUGUGGUUGUGAUCUUCUUUAAAAGAGGUUUGAUUAAGCCAUUGCUGACAUACUGGUAUUAGGUCUGCCCAGACAGAGAGAAGCAAAGGCUUCAAUGUACUUACAUACAGUCUCAAAUUAUGGGCAGAAUCUGCCUAUUUGGACCAAAUGAAGAUGUGCACUGCUUUAAAUAAUAAUAGGGUGAUCUUAAUACGUCAAAAAAAAAAAAAAGCAUUAAAGUUAUUAUAAGCCCUCUGUGCCUGCAAAAAUAUAAGAUAAAAUAAUGCAAAAGAAGAAAAACUAGUGAAUGGAGGAUCCUGGGAUAUUUGAAGGUUACAGAAUCAUCUCCCCUUUUUCACCUACCUCUAAUACAGUAUGUCCUUAGAACAUGUCACAUGUACCCAUGACACCACAGUAGCUUAUUUUAUACUGUUUUGUAAAUAUCUUUCAUUUGGUAUGUCACUUUAUAUCACUUGGUUCUAUUAAAAAAUCAAAAGAUGAACUUCAUAAGCAAAGUGAUUGACCAAAGUUUAUCUGCAGCCCUUGUGGAUUUGGUCCAUUCUUCAGUAAGGGCUGCAGAUGUUUUACUGGAAAAUGAAGAGCUUGCUGCUGGUUUUAAAAAGUAAUACCUUUUGGUUUUGACAAAAGGAAACACAUUUUCAUGCUAUGAAUUUCCUGACAACGGAUCAUUGUUCUAUGACAAAUAUUGUGUUUUCGCCAAGAAAUUCUCAGAAGAAGCACUGCAGCAGCUUGCAGAGCAAGGAUCCCCACGUAUACAUUGCUCAAAUACCAGUACCACCAGCAACUCCUCACCGUGUGUAUGUCUGACACGCAGGAGGAGGAUUUGGCUGCUAGAAGGAAUUUGUGUACACUUUGCUUGUGAACCUUCCACUAGUUCCAGCUGUGUCACAGCCUGGGGUCCUCGUUGUUGAUGAACAAUAGCUGCUAGCUUCUUCUUUCCAUAAAGCAAAGGCAUACUGUAUUUUGUAGAAACUAGUUAGAGAACCAAAAAUUACAGGUAAGAUAAUCAAGCAUCUCCUAACUCAGUUAUUCUGAAACUGUGUUCAACUGCUUUCUCUGUUAUGUUCUCUAUGGCUUCCACCUUGAAUCUAACAAUGUGUAAUGUACCUACAUCUUUUGAAGAGGCUAUAAAGGUCAAAAAAACACAGCAAGCAGUUAAUAUUUUAUCACUGUUUUGUCCAUCAUGUCUAACUCUGGUAUUCAUCUUACCAGCAAAAGUUUGUAACUAUUUGUCUUUUUUUAUUGUUUUGUGUGUGGUUUGGGUUUUGUUUUUUUUAAAAAGCUAUAGAAGACAUUCAUGUUUCGUAUAUCUACCACAUUUGGGAAGAAGAGGGGUCACUACCCUGUUUCCCCAGAAAUAAGACCUACCCCAAAAAUAAACCCUAGCAUGAUUUUUCAGGAUUUUUGAGGAUGCUUGAAAUAUAAGCCCUACUCCAAAAAUAAGCCCUAGUUACAGUUCAUUAAAAAAAAGUAAAUAUAAAUAGUGUCCAGGCAGCUAUACAUGUAAAAAAGUAAGCAUCUUUUGGAGCAAAAAUUAAUAUAAGAUCCUGUCGCAUUUUGGGGGAAACAGGGUAGGAAGUCAAACCACAUCAGGAUGUGGAGGACUUGCCCAUUAUCAAUAAGACUGUUUCCACAGUACAGGCAGUAGCUGGUAAUAAUUUUCAUUGGCAGCAAUUUCUGAAUCCCGUUAUUGUCUGGUAGAAAUUCUGUGACCCAAGAAUGGGCAUUUCACUUUAUGCAGAUAACAGGUGGAGGCCUGAGAGCAACCCUGUUAUAAUUGCUUCAUUUUAUAUCAGCGGGCUUUGAAUUAAGCCCUAAAAUAACAUGAACCAAAAAAAAAAGGGAUAUAACACACUGAUGAAAAUAGAAUUCCAUCUUUUUAUUCCUUUGUUCCUCCACAAAGGAGGGUAUGGGGAGGAUUAUCAGACAAGCCUUACAGCUGUAAAGUCAGGGGUACUCGAUCACUGAAAUACCCCUGGCUUUUCUGAAAAUCCCGGUCAUGAAAUCAGUAAACUUGUUGGUAUGUGUAGCAAGAAGGGCAGGUCUCGCUCCAGGCUGACACAAACAUGUUUUCGCAACUGUGACAUGUUUGUAUGAGCUCUUAGAAAGCAUGUGAUGAUUUCAAAACAGCAUAAAGUUGCUUCAUCUGCAAGUACGAAACCUGGAAAAGGAUCUAUUUUUGUACCCGGUUUUAAAUAAACAGCAAUACGGGCAGAGCAUCCUCCUCUGUCAAAGUGAAUUGCAAACUAGUGAUCUUCACCUUCCAAGAAUGGCAUGGCCUUCUUAUUAGGAGUAGUCCUAUGCAAAACUGUGGAUCUUGAGGAAAAUUCCCCACUUAAUCUCUGUUCCCAACCUAAGAAGUAAGAUCAAGGCUCUGAAUAUUUGCAGAGUUCUGGAAAAUUAAGAUUUAUGCCUUCUCUAACAUAGAUCACUUUGAAGUGUCUUAUUUUCCUUUCAAGUAAUCUAAUUUUUGUACUUACAUAUGUACUACAUAUGUUCUAGAACCUCUCAAAAAAGUUCAUAACAAAUAGAAAACAUCAUGAGAGGAAAAAUAAGGAGACUUAAUGUGUCUCAGUGUAGACUUAACAUUUGUCUCUGCAUACAGCUGCUCUAUUAAGUGGCAUUUGUUUCCUGAGUUUUAUCAUAAUAGAGGCAGAAUGUGCAAGUAUUUGCGUUUGCAUCAUAGUAAUAAUUUAUUAUAUAUUCAACAGGACGAGUAAAGCUUUUGGAUGAUAUUCAGGCUCCAGAAGAGUGAUAUCGUAAGCGGGUAGAAAAAUAAAACUUCCUUAGAUUAAGAGUAUCUUUUGUUCAUAGAAAGAGUUUAUUUAUAAAAAAUAAGUAUGAGAACGAACCACUAUAGUGAUUUUUCCCUUUUCACCAGGGUAGUGAUGAAGCAAAUUGGCACAAGCAAAAAGCAGUUGCCUUUACACGGUGAGGGAGCAAAGGGGACAGACCAAGGAAGCAACCCUGGAAGUGUGAGAUAAACCGGGUCAGCCCUGCUGUCGUUAACACUUGCUUUUUGGCUGUUCUUUGUAAUCAGACUCCGAUUCCAAACCUUGCUUUUGUCAGUCAGAGCUAUUUCAUGUAACUGAUGAAUGAAAAAUUGGUGCAAGGUAUGUGACUUUGUCACCUCAGCCUCUGUUCUCAGCUAAAUUCCUCGUCACUCACACUGUUAUGUCAUUGUUUACAUUACUACUGACUGUUGCCAAACAGGAGUCAUAAAAUGCAUCUAGGGGUUAGAAGCCCAGAGUGUUGCUCUUUGCAUAGAAAGAAACAAUCCUCAGUGUUACAUUCACUGCUGACUUUUUGGGACACGUCCCCAGUGCCCCUGGGUGGAGCUGGACCCCUAAGAUCAGUGGGUUUUAGAGCAUCUGCUUUUCAAAUAAGACAUUCUCAUUAGAAGAGAGCCUAUCAUCUUUAGUUUGACUGUAUACAAGAAAUUAAAUUUAGCUGCCCUCCUGUGGAAGCAGUUUUAUCACAAGGGGGAGAGGGAAUAAUCUUGUGGAUUAAUCGCAAUUGUAAAAAAAAAAAAGAAAAAAGAAAAAAAGUAACACAGCACUGAAAAAAAUAAAAUAAUUUAUUGUUUUUACAACUGGUAUGUGAACUGAUGUAAUGAAUUUAUUUAUUCUUAUUUAACAAAAAUACCAAUUGUGCAAAUUCUAUAUUUAAAAUGUUUUACUAUCGUCUCUGUCUCUCUCUUUCUCACUCUCAUUUAAUUUAUGCUUCAAAUUUAUGUUGAAAGUACGCCUCGUGAGUUUACAUAAUGUAUAGCACUGGUUAUUUUUUGUAUGUUUUUAUUUAGAAAGCUUUCUGCAAGAAACAAGAGUAUAUGUGUAUACGUGUGUGCCCACUGUGUAGAUGUAUAUUCUCUUUCUGCUACCAUCUUUUUCUUAGACAAGUUGUAGGUCUUUAAUUUAGCGACACCUCAUGCUCAAAGCUCUUUGUUACAAUUCACUUUGAAAAUCUCUCACCUAGCAAGUCAUAAAUGGCUGUGGACCAAAAAGAGACAAAAAACCCAACACAGAAGCUCCUAGAAAAGCCAGACAACAGACUGGCCUUGCAGAGGUGCACGCAGGUGAUGCUGCUGCCUCAGCGAUUUACCACCCAAGCUGGUCAGUCUUACCCUUGGCUUCAACGGGAGCAAGCUCAGACUUGUAGGAAAUGAGAGUCCUCUGUGUGAAUGAAGUUUCUCUGAGUUGUCAGGUUGGCAAGUGGGUCUUCUCUCAUGCAGCUUCUUACAUUUAAGUGAAAACACUGCGGAGAAGCUCUCGUGUGCCUCUUUAAAAACAGAGCUGAAACAACGUACCAUUUGGGUUAUGAACCAUUAAGCUACUUUUUCAGUCUUUUCACCAUUUAUAUACAUACAUAAAUAUGUAUAUAUGGCUAUAAAAAGUCAAAAGUUCGAUUUGGAAGGCUUCACAAUGUUUUACUUCAUUGUAUUCUAGCUCUUUGCACGACAUCAGGCAAAGUCAGAUGCAAGAAAGCCAGCAAAGCAUGCGUUUCCUUGAAAAUAACAAUAUGUUUGCUUCCACUUUUCGUCCAGUCCAACUACUGCUGAACUCAAGGGAACGGGUAUCGAGCCCAGUGUAAGGAAAAAAAAUGCAAUAUAGACAAACCUACAGCUUUUCUACAGUCAGUUUAUUUAACAAUACAACUGACUUCUGUAGCCACUUCACCCUAAGGACAAAACUACAAACUGCAAAUAAUCUAUUUCAAACUGUUGAAAGUUAUCUUGCUUGUCAGUGCCCACCGGGUUAAACUCCAGCUCAGCCUCUCUGCCCAGUGACGGCUGCCGUCUGGGCACCACCAAAGCCCCAGCGCCAGCCACAAGGCUUUGGAUGUAACUGCGAUGGCCAGUGGGUGAUGCUGGCCUUUGGCGAUCUUUAGGGCAGGCUUUAAAAAGGUUUUGUAAGGAUGAAACAUCAAUAAUUGUGGGUUUUCAGCAAUACGUUUAGGUGAGUGUUUGUCCUCGUGCUAAUGCAUGCCAUGUUGUUCUUCGUCACUGAGGAAGAUGGAGCCUACGGCAAGAGGCAAAAUUAGAUUCUCUGAGCAUGGGCUGCAAUUUUCAGGAAAAAAAAGUUGCUGGUUUGGAGGGGUUUGUUUCUUAAUUAAGUGAUCAGUUUUUUAGAGCUACCAGAGUGUAUAAUUACGUUUUUACUUGUUACUGGUAAUAUUUUCAAGAGGGUUUUGUUCCUGUGGGUACACUGAUACUAGCUUACAUAGUAAAGCUACUUCAACAUUCUUGUUUCGAAUAACAUUGCAAAUGGAGCUGUUUCUGGUUUGUCACGUGUACCAGUAAUGACUCUUAACAUAUGAGAAAUUAUUAGGACCUCCGCUUUGGGGGUUAGAAGAUGUUACUAUAAGUACAAGUUUUCAGUGAUAGCAUUCAAAAUUUGAAACACCCCAAACAUAUUCGUAGUCUUCCAGGUGAGUGGUGUACGAACUUCUCUCCAGACACUGUACCAAACAUCUGGACAUUGUCCCGCCACUCUGCACACUGCAGAGUUGCAGGUCGAAAACAAAACUCACAGUUGUUUUGCCCUGGAAGUUGCCUGUAGAGGCUCAUGGUCACCAUAAGGACAUUAAAAUCGUUUCCACGUACAUCAGUGUUGCAUGGUCUAUGCUGAAACACGUACAUGGGCACAUGUAGAACUUAACUGUGGCUAAAUGCAAACGCAUAGUUUUUGUGUGUGCAUGCGUAUACUUGUGUAUCUAUAAACACAUCCAUGUACGUAUAUAUACACAAAUGAGUUUGUGGGUCCCCAUUACUCGCACUCACAGGGCAAAAUAGUUACGCUGGUUUUAGUUAUACCUAUGUAAAUUCAGAGUAACUUCAUUACAUCACUUGGCUUCGCAGGAGUUGCUUCAGACUGAUACCACUUUAAGUGACAGCAUAAUUUGUCUUUUAAUUUAUAGGAACUGGUUUACACAAUUUAUCAUAUGAACUGUGAAAUUUUGAGCUAGUUUAUCAUAGGGAACCUACUGGCAGUCAAGCCUAUAUGCAUUGUUGAAAUGCCAUCAGAUACAGGAAAUAAUAUACUGAAUUCAAGUAAUUUGGAGACAGUGUAUACUCCUGUACAGCAAUAAAUUAAUUUAAUAUCUAUUGCCAGGUCAUCUGCCUAACAUCAGAUGAGAUAAAACAAGAGAGGUGUUGUAGGCAAGACCAACGGGAAAGCAAAACGUUUGGUUUUGCUUAGUUUAUUUCAUGUGCCUCUUUAUACAUUUUAUUGGUGUCAGCAUAUUCUGGGAAGUGUCGCUUUGCGCAUUACAGAUAACUUGGCUGAAACACCCCUUGAAAAACCAAGAUGUGUCACAAAACUUCUUUUCAUCCUGCUAUGUGUUUAUUUGAAGAGAGUUAACAUUUUCAGAGCACUACUAUGUCAGCCAGUUUACAUCAUAAAUAAUAUGUUAUGCAAAAUAUAAAUUCGUUUGAACUGAACUGUACAAGGUCUACACUGUACUAUGACACAUUGAAGGCCAAUAUUUUGUUUUGUAAACUAUUACAUAUGUAUAAUUUACCAGUUGUAAACUUAAAUCAUUUGAUUCUGUGAUUUCAGUAAAAGUAAUAAAUACAAACUGUAUCGUAGGUCCAAAA
Molecule: messenger RNA, 9221 nt
Organism: Columba livia (rock pigeon)
Lineage: Eukaryota; Metazoa; Chordata; Aves; Columbiformes; Columbidae
Gene: ADAMTS5
Product: ADAM metallopeptidase with thrombospondin type 1 motif 5
Exons: 8
Coding region: 1-2625 (874 amino acids)
Biological process (GO): extracellular matrix organization; proteolysis
Molecular function (GO): zinc ion binding; metalloendopeptidase activity
Source: RefSeq, a predicted model, not a curated record